CGGAGACUCAACCGGAACCGACCGGGUCGAAAAAAGCACACACUGGAAAAGCCACAAAGCCAAAGGCACGAUGAUCGAGGCGGCACGGUCAAUCCAAAAGUGGACGCCGGAGGAGGAGUGCUUAUUGGCGUCGGCUUGGGUUGACGUCUCCGAGCAUCCUAUUAUUGUCCGAAAGUUUAUCGGAGUUUACGAGGAAUGCUCCCGGUCCCGAAGGAGCGGGACGAAUGACGGCGAUGUUCUCCGGCUUGCCACGGCCCGGUAUCAAGACGACGGGCACCAAGGCAAGGUGCCCAUCGAUCUUUGGAGGAUUUUGAGCCGUUCCCCAAAGUGGCAACAACUCAACAAUCCUGAUGGCGGAUCGUUCUGGAAAAGAUCAUUCGUCGACGCCGAGGUUGAGGUCGACGAGACUAUCGGUUCGACCGAUCAAAUCCCUUCCUUCAACGUUGCGGAUUCCAAUGACGAGGACCCCAUUCCACGGCCGAUCGGAAGAAAGAAGGCAAAAUCCAUUGCCUCGGCUUCGGGAGGGUCCGACUUUGUUUCCGCUUCUUCCCGCGAUGAAAUCGGCCGGGAAAUGGUUGAACAACUUCGAGCGUUCAAUCUCCAAGAACAAGAGAUGUUGAAGCUAAAGGAGAAGGAGUUGAAGCUAAAGGAGCAGGAGGUCGAGAUGAAAGUCAUGGCAACCGACCCCGGGACGUUGUCGGAGAUUGGACGAAUGCUCUACGAGAAAAGAAUAAAAGAGAUCAAGGAGAAAUAUAAUUUUCCUUAGUUUUUUAUUAAUGUAUCUUUUUUUAUUAUUGUCGCUUUUUUAUAUUUAAUGAAUGUAUUUUUUAUUA
Cuscuta campestris is the source of this 833-nucleotide messenger RNA. The record is from the annotation of a GenBank genome assembly. Lineage: Eukaryota; Viridiplantae; Streptophyta; Magnoliopsida; Solanales; Convolvulaceae.